AUGUUUGGUACGGGCGGUAAGAAUUCAGAUCAUAAUUGCCCUAAAUGUGACGGAGUAGACAACGAUGAAAUGGUCCAGUGUGACGCCUGCGACGCCUGGUAUCACUUUCAUUGCGUUGGAGUCGACAGCAAUGUGGCUGACAUAAGCUGGAGCUGCGAGAUUUGUAGGCACGGCGGGUCAACUGCGAACGCGCAACCGACAGCAUCGUCAUCGCCAACUACCAACCAAAGUAAACGGCAAGUGCAUUUUCCAACAUCGGUCUCGACAACAGCAGGGAAAGCAGAUUUCCCGCGCAAUCCGCAACAAAAUGUGGUUGCUGCAACCACAACGGUUGCGUCUUUAACAACCGCCACGAAUAUGCCAGUACCAAUUACGUUUCCGACUAUGCUACCUGCCACCGCCACAAACUCAUCGCUGUCAAAUUUAACAUCUGCAUGCUGGGAUUUCCAACCCACUGCACCACAUGCCUCAUUGCAGGGCCGCCAAUUUCCCACGAUGACAACCGGGCGUUAUUCAACGCUUCCGGCAACGGCAUCUUUAAAAGAAGUCGUAUCUAGUAACAUAGCAUAUUCUUCAGCAGAUACCAUGUCUCGCGAACCGGAAAUAGUUGAAAGGCAAGGUGCACCAAAUGUCCAUUUGGCACGGACGCCUCACAAUCAGGAGGUACACAGAAAGCUCCAGCUAGAACGUUUGGAGGAAGAGAUGAGGAUUCAGCAACAGUACUUGGAUAACAAGUACAAAAUUCUAUCUCAGUAUGACGAGUUACUUCCAACCAACAAUUCAUUUUUUACUGUGACCAACAGUCCUUCACCGUCACAAUUGGCCGCAAGACAAGCUAUCCCCAAGCAGCUCCCGACUUUUAACGGAGAUCCGGACGAGUGGCCGCUUUUCAUUAGCAGCUUUGAAAACAGCACAACUGUCGCCGGGUACACCGAAGCUGAGAAUUUGAUACGACUACAAGCGAGCCUUAAAGGUAAAGCGCGUGAGAUGGUAAAGAGUAAACUGUUUAUGCCAUCCAUGGUACCUGAAAUUAUCAAAACCCUCAAGAUGUGUUUCGGUCGACCGGAGUAUAUUCUGGAGCGGGCGGUGAAUCGAGCUCGUGGUCUUCCGCCGGUGAAAGACAAAUUAGAGGCUCUUAUUGAGUUUGCACUUUGUGUGCGAAAUAUUUGUACUACCAUGGAAGGAUGCCAAAUGUAUAUGCAUUUACAUAACCCAUUGUUGGUUAAGGAGCUGGUGGACAAGCUUCCAAACAAUCAAAAGCUAAGCUGGGCAGUUCACCCUAAAAACGAUGAAAUACCUGUAGUGAAGCAAUUUAGUGAGUGGUUGUACAGCUUAGCUGAAGCCGCAAGUACCGUAGUCAGCUUAGCGCCAACUAAUACGCGCAUGGUCAACACUCAUACCGUCGAUAUGACCCGAGAACGUAUGCAAGCAGAACAAAGAGCAUACCAAAACAAGCAGUGUAAAGUUUGCAAGAGCUACGAACACAAAGUAGCGCAAUGCGAAGUCUUUAAAAAUUUUUCACUACAACGCAAGUGGGAAGCAGUGAAGGCUAACAACCUUUGUCGCCAAUGCCUCAACCCACAUAGACGCAAAUGUUACUUAAACAGGAUCUGCGGUAAAGAUGGAUGUACAGUCAAACAUCAUCCUUUGCUCCAUAAAUCGGUAAUGAACCAAAGUAAACCAGUAAGUACUGCAAUUGAAUUCUCAGAUGCCACGGUAAACACCCACAGCAACGAAAGAAACCAACCUCUUUUCCGAAUCGUGCCAAUUUAUAUUCAUUCCAAAAUCAAAACAAUAAAAAUAUUUGCAUUUUUAGACGAGGGCUCAUCCGUCACGUUAAUGGAAAGAAAGAUAUUUGAUGAACUCGACUUGGUUGGUGAACAAGACCCUUUAUGUCUGCGAUGGACAGGAAACACUACGCGCGUUGAGAAGAACUCUGUAAGGGCUGCUAUUGAAAUUUCAAGUAUGACAAAUAAGCGAAGGUAUAUUUUGAAUAACAUUCACACCGUCGACGACCUCGAUCUACCGGCACAAUCGAUCGACGCGUUUGAGUUGCAGAAAAUGUAUCCACAUCUAGCAGGUCUACCGAUCGCCUCAUAUGAGAACGUUAAACCAUCGAUGUUAAUCGGCGUUGAUAACUGGAAGCUCGCGGUUCCUCUCAAAAUAAGAGAAGGAACUUGGUCACAACCCAUAGCUUCGAAAACUCGCUUGGGGUGGGCGCUGCAGGGAUGCGACGUUGGUUGUACGGAAGAAUGCCAGCUUAAUGUCCACACCUGCGAUUGCCGAAAAGGUUACGCUGAACUGCAGGAAAUGGUAAAAGAUUUCUUUAAGAUAGAAUCUCCUAAACCAACACAAGUAAUGUCGAAAGAGGACGCAAAAGCCGUAAGUAUUAUGAACGACACGUACCAAAAGAUUGGCAACCGUUAUGAAAUUGGGCUAAUGUGGCGCGAUCUUAAUGUCUCGAUACCAGACAGCUAUUCUUACGCUCAUCAACGACUGAAAUGUUUGCGAAAAAAGUUCAUUAAAGAUCCUAAUCUAAAAUAUACCAUACAAUCACAGAUCGAUAAUUUACUGGCUAAAGGAUACGCCAAGAAGCUCACGGAAGAGGAGGUUGCAGCACGUGGUGGAAAAAUAUGGUAUUUGCCAAUUUUUAUUGUAAGCAAUCCGAACAAGCCUAGUAAAGUUCGAAUGGUGUGGGACGCGGCUGCGAAGGUGAAUGGAGUUUCGCUUAACGAUUUUCUACUAAGCGGCCCAGACUCGCUCAAUUCACUAGUUGAAAUUUUGUUGUCAUUUAGAGUCGGCAGAGUAGCGAUAUGCGGCGAUAUUGCAGAGAUGUUCCACCGCAUUAACAUCCGGGAGAGUGACAUGCACGUCCAGAGAUUUUUAUGGUAUGAUGAAGGCGAUGAGCAACAGAUACCCAGUGUUUAUGUUAUGCGAGCAUUGACAUUUGGACUUAAUUGCGCGCCAUGUAUCGCACAUUUUAUUCGUGAUAAGAACGCGGAUAGUUACACUGACAAAUUUCCCCGUGCUGUGGAAGCUGUUAAGAAAUACCACUACGUAGACGACUAUAUCGACAGCGAAGAUGAUUCAGAGUCCACUUUGACUCUGGCUCGACAAGUUCAGAAAAUUCACAGCAACGCUGGGUUCAACAUUCGUGGUUGGUCAUCGAAUUCACGAGCCGUUGUAGAGCAACUCGAAGAAAAUGGUUCUUUGGUUCAAACUGGUAAGGAAUGGGGCUCAACGACGAAGGUUCUUGGAAUGUUUUGGGAUCCCAAAUGUGACAGCUUUAAAUAUAUUUGCCGAUUUGCAAGACUCCGUCGCGACGUGAUUAAUCAACCGUGUAUCCCUACGAAGAGGGAGCUUCUUCAAGUCUUGAUGUCUAUCUUCGAUCCAUUGGGAUUU
Molecule: messenger RNA, 3402 nt
Organism: Rhagoletis pomonella (apple maggot)
Lineage: Eukaryota; Metazoa; Arthropoda; Insecta; Diptera; Tephritidae
Exons: 1
Source: RefSeq, a predicted model, not a curated record